Messenger RNA from Stomoxys calcitrans (stable fly), 2336 nucleotides. RefSeq names its product protein white (gene w). NCBI's taxonomy places the organism in Eukaryota, Metazoa, Arthropoda, Insecta, Diptera, Muscidae. The coding region runs from base 199 to 2238 and encodes 679 amino acids. The transcript is spliced from 7 exons. Gene Ontology annotation, cellular component: plasma membrane. Gene Ontology annotation, biological process: transmembrane transport. The record is from RefSeq and is a predicted model, not a curated record. Gene Ontology annotation, molecular function: ATP hydrolysis activity; ATP binding; ABC-type transporter activity.
GUCUAAACGCGUCGCUGGCUAAAGUAACACGGAAAAAUUAGAAGGAAAAUUUUUAUGUAUAUAUAAAAGAAUUUGUUAAUUAGAAAUAAUAAUAAUAAUUGAUAAAACAUCACAUUGUUUUAAGUGUGGCAAAAACUUAAUUUGUGUUCGAAAGUUGGUUUUUAAGUUAAUAAAAAUCUCUAAUAAUAAAACCCUAAAAUGGGCCAAGAAGAUCAAGAUCUGCUUAUCGACGAAACUGCUAGAAAACGCACAGCCGCUUCAGUGGAAAAUCUCAACAAUUCUCCUAGGACUUUGGAACAGUCGGCCAUUAAUGCAGGAUUUAGUAAAAGCUAUGGAUCUCUUGCCUCCAAUGAGUCGAUAUCGGAGAAACUCACAUACUCAUGGUACAAUCUGGAUGUUUUUGGGGAAGUCCAUCAGCCAGGAUCAAAUUGGAAGCAAUUUAUGAAUCGAGUUCGGGGUGUCUUCUGCAAUGAGAGGCAUAUACCCAAGCCAAGAAAGCACCUAAUUAAAAAUGUUUGUGGCAUUGCCUACCCCGGAGAAUUGUUGGCCGUUAUGGGCAGCUCUGGCGCUGGAAAGACAACUCUACUCAAUGCCUUGGCUUUUCGCUCAGCGCGUGGUGUUCAAAUUUCUCCCUCCAGCAUGCGCAUGCUCAACGGUCUUCCAGUGGAUGCCAAGGAAAUGCAGGCUCGUUGUGCCUAUGUUCAACAGGAUGAUCUAUUCAUAGGCUCGCUGACGGCCAGAGAACACCUGAUAUUUCAGGCCACUGUACGCAUGCCUCGGGCCUUGAGCCAAAAACAGAAAAUCCAAAGAGUCGAUCAAGUCAUACAGGAUCUGUCACUGGGUAAAUGCCAGAAUACCAUCAUAGGAGUACCGGGAAGAGUUAAAGGUUUGUCUGGCGGUGAACGCAAGCGUUUGGCCUUUGCCUCAGAGGCUUUAACCGAUCCCCCACUAUUGAUAUGCGAUGAACCCACCUCGGGUUUGGACUCAUUUAUGGCUCACAGUGUGGUGCAGGUUUUGAAAAAACUUUCGGAACGGGGCAAAACCGUUAUACUGACCAUACAUCAACCUUCAUCGGAGUUAUUUGAACUUUUUGAUAAAAUUUUGCUAAUGGCCGAGGGCAGAGUAGCCUUUCUGGGAACUCCAAAUGAGGCAGUGGAUUUCUUUUCCUUCAUUGGCAACCAAUGCCCCACAAAUUACAAUCCAGCUGAUUUCUAUGUUCAAGUCUUGGCUGUGGUGCCAGGUCGUGAAGUUGAGUCACGAGAUCGCAUUUCUAAAAUUUGUGAUAACUUUGCUGUGGGAAAGGUGGCCCGAGAAAUGGAACAAAGUGUUCAGAAAAUUGUUGCCAAAUCUGACGGCAUUUCCAAGGAUGAGGAUGUGGGCUAUACCUACAAGGCAUCUUGGCUGACGCAAUUCCGUGCAAUUAUAUGGCGGUCUUGGAUUUCCACAUUGAAGGAGCCGUUAUUGGUUAAAGUUCGCCUGAUACAAACCACAAUGGUUGCCAUACUGAUUGGCUUAAUUUUCUUAAACCAACCUCUGACCCAGGUGGGCGUCAUGAACAUAAACGGUGCUAUUUUUCUCUUUCUCACCAAUAUGACCUUUCAAAAUGUUUUCGCUGUCAUCAAUGUUUUCACUUCCGAGUUGCCGGUUUUCAUGCGGGAAACACGCAGUCGCCUGUAUCGCUGUGACACCUAUUUCCUGGGAAAGACAAUUGCUGAACUGCCCUUGUUUUUGGUUGUACCCUUUGUGUUCACUGCCAUAGCCUAUCCCAUGAUUGGUCUUCGUGCUGGUUUAACGCACUUCCUGAACGCCAUGGCUCUGGUAACGCUGGUGGCAAAUGUGGCCACCUCAUUUGGUUACCUCAUAUCGUGUGCCAGUUCAUCCACCUCAAUGGCCUUGUCGGUGGGACCUCCUGUGACCAUACCAUUUCUGUUGUUUGGAGGUUUCUUCUUGAAUUCCGGUUCGGUGCCGGUCUAUUUUAAAUGGCUCUCGUAUUUCUCCUGGUUCCGUUAUGCCAAUGAAGGUCUGCUCAUCAAUCAGUGGGCCGAUGUUCAACCGGGUGAAAUCACUUGCACUUCAACGAAUACCACAUGCCCCAGUUCGGGCAAAGUUAUAUUGGAAACUUUGAAUUUCUCGGAGAGCAAUUUCCCCUUGGAUUUUCUGGGCUUGAUUGUCUUAAUUUUGAUAUUUAGAAUUUCUGCCUAUUUGGCCUUGAGAUGGCGUGCCAGUCGUAAGGAGUAAUUUGGAGGAGGUACAUGUAUUCCAUCCAUUCAUUUUCUAUUGUUGUAAAUAAUUGGAUUUUUUGUUUAUUUUGGACCAAAAUAAAAGUUUGAAACACA